AUGCGUAAGUGUAAGAUCUUUGUUGGUUCAUCCCAUCCUGAAUUAGGUAAAUUAGUAUGUGAUAGAUUAGGUGUAGAACCGGCUCCAUGUUCACUUAAGAAAUUCUCCAAUGGUGAAACAUCAGUACAAAUUGGAGUAUCAGUUAGAGAUGAAGAUGUAUAUAUUAUCCAAUCAGGUUCUCCCCACAUCAAUGAUCAUAUUAUGGAAUUAUUAAUUUUGAUAUCGGCAUGUCGUGGAGGUUCUGCAAAUAAGAUUACGGCGGUUAUUCCACAAUUUCCAUAUAGUAAACAAUCCAAGAUGAAAAAACAUCGUGGAGCAAUUACGGCAAGAAUGUUGGCUAAUUUGUUGAUUAUGGCAGGUGCUGAUCAUGUUGUAAGUAUGGAUUUACAUGCUAGUCAAAUGCAAGGGUUUUUCACUAAACCAGUUGAUAAUUUAUUUGGUGCACCUACUUUGGCAAGAUGGAUUCGUCAUAAUAUUCCUGAUUGGGAUUCUGCAGUUGUUGUUUCUAAGAACCCGGGUGGGACUAAACGUGUGACUGCUUUGGCUGAUUCUUUAAAGAUUAAUUUUGCCAUGAUUCAUACUGAUAGAAGAAGAACUCAAGAUGUUAUGUAUUCUAAAAAGAAGGCAAUUAAGAACUCGAAAAAGACAGUGACUGAAGAUGACGAUGAUGAAGAAGAAGAAGAUAAUAUUGUUAGUGAACUUCAAACUGGUAGAAUUGUUCAAGGACAUGUUGUUGGUGAUGAUUAUCCUAAUUUAAAUGGUAGUAGUAGUAUGCGUAGUACUACAUCUGCAAUGAAAUCCGUUGAUCUUAAUGGUAAUGCUAGCAAUAAUUUUGAAUCAGUCUCGGGUGAUAUAUCAAGUGAUGUAUUAGGAGGUAGUUAUGAUGCGGCAGGAAGUGAUGAUGAAGAGUAUGAGCAAUCUUCAUUACAAGAAGAAAAAUUAAUUACUUUAGUUGGAGAUGUUAAAGAUAAAGUAGCAAUUAUAUUAGAUGAUAUGAUUGAUAAACCAAAUUCUUUCAUUGCUGCUGCUGAACAUUUAAGAUUAAAUUGUGGUGCAAAAGCAGUUUAUGUUGUUGCAACUCAUGGUGUUUUUAAUGAUUUAUGUUUAGAAUCUUUAACUGAAUCUGAAUGUAUUGAUAAAAUCGUGGUUACUAAUACUUAUCCAAUUGGUAAUGAAAGAAUUAAGAAAUAUUGUGAUAAAUUAUGUGUGAUUGAUGUUUCUCCAAUAUUUGCUGAAUGUAUUAGAAGAGAUCAUUUUGGUGAAUCAAUUUCUGUCUUGUUUGAUUCUUUAGCUGCAAUUGAAUAG
Molecule: messenger RNA, 1305 nt
Organism: Hemisphaericaspora subhashii
Lineage: Eukaryota; Fungi; Ascomycota; Pichiomycetes; Serinales; Debaryomycetaceae
Product: ribose phosphate diphosphokinase subunit
Exons: 1
Coding region: 1-1305 (434 amino acids)
Biological process (GO): ribonucleoside monophosphate biosynthetic process; 5-phosphoribose 1-diphosphate biosynthetic process; purine nucleotide biosynthetic process
Cellular component (GO): ribose phosphate diphosphokinase complex; cytoplasm
Molecular function (GO): ribose phosphate diphosphokinase activity; magnesium ion binding
Source: RefSeq, a predicted model, not a curated record